UCCCCGUCUUCACGAGACUCGUUAAAACCGGAUGUAAGUGUAGCGUCGGAAUCUACUUACGGCGCUCGCUAUUGCUAGGCGACGGGCUUUUUGCGUGACCCGAUUCGAGCUCCAUCCAGGGUCGCCUCGUCAUUGUAGCGGCUCCCUCUCCGCUCACAUCCUCCUCGACAGCCCUCCUCUCCUCUGCAUCCCUCCACACACAUCACAGGUAGCCAGACGACCUAAAAAUGUCUUACACGGGGAAUCCGUUCGUGAUAAUACUCGGAGUCUUGAUGCUGCAUUCGGGCUCCGCUCAGAACGAACCAUCCAUUGAGUCAACGGAUCACAUGAUUCUACCCACUGGUUACCACAUCCCACCAAUCACACUUCAGUGCAACCUUACAACUUCCCAAAGCAACCACCACGAGAGCUUCUGGAUGAAGAAUGGGGAGGAGAUCUCUGACACGAGAGGCGAAGCCAAGAACACAGAAUACAAACUUAAUAAACCAAGGCCAGAGGAUUCGGGCGAGUAUAUGUGUGUGUACACAUUCGAUUCGGCCCCUGCGGCAAAUGCCACUAUUGAGGUUAAAGCUUCACCAGACAUCACGGGACACAAGCGCAGCGAGAAUAAGAAUGAGGGCGAGAAAGCUGUCCUCUACUGCAAAUCUGUGGGUUAUCCUUAUCCCAUGUGGGCCUGGCGUAAACUUGAUAACGGCGCCAGUAUGGAAAUUGACAACUCCUCUGGCCGUUUCUUCAUCAACAGCAAGGAUGGCUACACCGAAAUGUCCAUCAUCAACCUAGACAUCACCUCCGACCCUGGAGAGUACGAGUGCAAUGCCACUAACAUCAUCGGCUCCAACUCCAUGCAAUCAGUUCUGCGUGUCAGGAGCCGCCUGGCCCCCCUGUGGCCCCUGCUGGGGGUCCUCGCCGAGAUCAUCAUCCUGGUGCUGAUCAUCGUCAUCUACGAGAAGCGCAAGAAGCCUGAUGAUGUUCCUGAUGAUGACGAACCAGCUGGGCCAAUGAAAACUAAUUCCACCAACAACCACAAAGAUAAAAACCUACGUCAGAGAAAUACAAAUGUUUGUUGUUUACAGAUAAAGACAUUCACAUCAUGACCAUAUGAACGUUAAUCAUGAACGGUUCAGCGCAUUGGUAAAAAAUCAUUGGUGGGGGAGUUAAAUAGAAGACUGGAAGAAAUGAGAACCUGAGGCUUGCCUUAUAAAACAUGUGAGGAGGACGAGUAAACAGAACGGAACCUGAUUCUAAACAUUUUCUUGCAUGAUUGUGUUGCGUUUUCUUUAGAAUCUCUUUUAUUCAAGUCAACUUUUUCCAUGUCGGGCAAAAGUAUACACAUAAUAAUUGCAUGCAAGAUAAUUACUGUUUGAUACAGGCUUUUUUGUUUGUGUAUUUAUGAAUGACUUCUAUUCAAGCAAGCCUUUAACUUAUCGCAGAUAUGCCACCAUGAUUCUGGUAUGACAGUUUUUGUACAGAUUAUCAUAUAACUGUAUACCAUCUGGUAAGGUGGCAUUAUGAUCUAUCUAUCAAUCAUUUAAGGGUUUUUCAAAAUGUCCUGUCAUGUUUAAUUUGUACAUGCAUUGUACAUUGAUGUAUGAAAUCACUUGAAAUAUCUAUAGUUAUCUGAAUGUUCUUCAUACUGAUGCACUUAUCUCUUCAAAUAUUCUUGCAAACCAGUGACUUCAUUUUAUACUUAUGUAUCUUAUCUGUCUCUAAGUCUACAUGGCUGAUUGCUUUUUAUGUAUGCAUAGUAUACAGCAUGGCUUUUAUUCUAUGCAAUAUCUAUACAUACAGUAUAACAAACUUUUUUAAUGUAAGCUUUUGGUUGUGUAUAAUUAAGCUUUAAUAUUAUAUGUUAGCAGAGUGCACUGUUCAAACCAUGAAAAACAAUCCACGUGGUUUAAAACAUCACUGCAUGAGCUCCUUAUAAAUAUAAAGGGUCUACCAAGUCAGAAUGUGAAGAGAAAUUAAUAUCUCCAUUUUACAUGGCAUAUACAUGUCAUUUUUAACAAUUAAAAUAUCCAAAGUCAAA
Messenger RNA from Carassius carassius (crucian carp), 2026 nucleotides. Its product is annotated as neuroplastin-like. NCBI's taxonomy places the organism in Eukaryota, Metazoa, Chordata, Actinopteri, Cypriniformes, Cyprinidae. The record is from RefSeq and is a predicted model, not a curated record. Bases 228 to 1094 code for a protein of 288 amino acids. The transcript has 8 exons.